Molecule: messenger RNA, 1083 nt
Organism: Lithohypha guttulata
Lineage: Eukaryota; Fungi; Ascomycota; Eurotiomycetes; Chaetothyriales; Trichomeriaceae
Exons: 2
Coding region: 1-1083 (360 amino acids)
Biological process (GO): mitochondrial proton-transporting ATP synthase complex assembly
Cellular component (GO): mitochondrion
Source: RefSeq, a predicted model, not a curated record
AUGAGACGAACUUACGAGUACUACCGCCGUCACGAUAUCUGCACAACUCAAGUUCAGCGGCGAUGGGCCCAGGUCCACGACAUACGCUUUGUGGCAACACGGCACAACAGCACCUCUAUACACAACAAAUAUCAGGAUAAGCUAGAAGAGAAGGCCCGAGCCGAGGGCUUUGAGUCAGUAGAACAAUUGAAAGCAGCAUAUGAAGAUAGGAUAAAGAAGUUGCGGAAACGAGUAGGCCAAGAGUUGGAUAAAGUCACGAACCCAGAUGCGCAGAUAGCAGCUCAGCAGAGCCAGGGUCACUCCCAGUCUCAGAAGCCAUUCCAUCCUCCACCACCCCCACAGGCGCAAACCUCGAGUCAACCUACAAAGUCACCAUCAGCAAAGCAAGAUAGCGGCGCACCAGGGAUAAAACCAUUAUCCUCCUACCUCGACCUCGACAAGGUCGCUUCACUACCAAACAAGGAGAUCGAAUACCUCUGGCGGCUGCGUCACGCUUCAGAUCCCAAGUCCUUAUGCGCGGUCAUACCCUUGGAAGUAUACAAGCGCAUAUACGAGACAGCAAAGACACAUCCUCGCUUUAUCCUUCCACUCCCUCGACCAGCGGCAGAUGACGGAUCUGGAGAUAUCAAGCAGUCUGCCGAUGGCUUCAGCGACUCGAACGAGCCAAGAGCAGCAAGUGAUAUUCAUUUCUUGCAGUGGUCUUUCCAUCCGCCAGCUGGUCCUCCGCCUGCGCCGGGAAGUCAGACGGCGAACACGCAUACAAGCACUAUCUUGUUCACACACCUGGCAGCAUUCAAGCUGCAUGGAGAGUACGCACAACCCCAUACGACGGUGACACAUCAUCUUGACCUUGCAGACUCGCAUGGUCUGGUGCUGCUAAAUGGCAGCGUGGUGGAUUCACGAGGUGUGAGCGCUGAGGAAGCCAAGUGGUUGUUGUUGUGUAUGCAGAAGUUCUACGACCAUGGUGGACAUGGUGGUGGGAUUGGAAAAGAAAAGCGGCAGAAUCUGCUAAAGAAGUUUAGUCAGGGUGAUGCGAGUUUCGAUGUGAAUGAGCUCGUGGAUGAGGCGGAACGAAUAUCAUGA